AUGUUCUUCCAGAAUCUACCAACAGAGAUAGUCGAGUGUAUCGCGGAGCAUCUGCAUCAGCCCAAUGUUUUGAACGCUCUCUGCAGAGUCAAUCGACGGUUCUAUCAUAUCCUCAAUUGGUGUCUCUAUGAUAGAGAUGCAAAAAAGUUAUGCAAAGCUCUCCUCUGGGGUGCCUACAAUGGAAACCUUCAGGUGAUGCAAACGUCUCUUGAACAUGGCGCCAAUAUCCAUCGCAAGGACUACGAUGACAAGACCCCCUUGACCAAGGCUGUCGAGGGCCAAAGCCUAGAAGCCAUGAAGUUCCUGCUCGAUAGAGGAGCCGACAUAAAUUAUUCCAAUACCUACGCUGACAGCAUUAUGUAUGUUGCUGUUUUCACACGAAAUCUCGACGUCGUCGAGCUCGUUCUUGCACGGGGGGCAAAACCAGACGCUCUAUCAUACGCAAAUACUCGACCUUUAUCUCUAGCUAUUUCUAGAGGUGAUUUCCAAAUUGCCCAAGCAUUAGUAAAAUUCGGUGCUCGUUUGGACGAGCCAGGGCCAGGAUACCACACGUCUUUGAUCACAGCUGUACACGAGGCCCGCCAUGACAUUUUGAAGACGUUUAUCGAAAAUGGUGUUUUUCAAAAUGACCAAGAUGGGUCUCUGGGAGCUGAGGCGCUGAGACGCGCAGUAUUGAAUAACAACGACGAGGCAUUAGACAUUCUUCUCAAAGCCGGGGUAAACCCUAUCAUAGCUGGAUGGCAUGGUCGCUGUCCGAUAAUGGAAGCUGUGACUUUCGGAAAGACAGACCUUGCGAUCUCUUUAUCAGACUUGGUAUCGGAUUUAAAACAGGCAAAGGACAAAGAUGGUGAAGGACUCCUUUAUUAUGCCGUUGCUAGUGGUAACAGACGAUACACCAAAUACCUCCUGGACCGCGGGUUCGGCCCAGACGACAGUCGUGAAUCAGAUCUCCCAGCUGCUUUGAAAGCACUGUGUAAAACCGAAUCUAUCUGA
Messenger RNA from Fusarium poae, 993 nucleotides. RefSeq lists its product as uncharacterized. Bases 1 to 993 code for a protein of 330 amino acids. Gene Ontology annotation, cellular component: nucleus; cytoplasm. Gene Ontology annotation, molecular function: protein binding. The transcript has a single exon. Lineage: Eukaryota; Fungi; Ascomycota; Sordariomycetes; Hypocreales; Nectriaceae. The record is from RefSeq and is a predicted model, not a curated record.